Messenger RNA from Cylicocyclus nassatus, 1074 nucleotides. NCBI's taxonomy places the organism in Eukaryota, Metazoa, Nematoda, Chromadorea, Rhabditida, Strongylidae. The record is from the annotation of a GenBank genome assembly.
AUGUGGCACAAUACCAGCGAUACUGUCAAGAAAGCGAGUAUAGCCACGAAUACUAUACCAAACAUUGCAUUUUACAACAGACUUAUGAAGCAAAGAGUAGUCACGGAAAGGGGUGGCGAAAAAACGGCCAUUUCACUUUUAUCCGCGUUUGAAUAUCCUCAGCAGAUAAACGUCAUGGUUACCUCUAUUGCUAGAUAUGGAGAUAAAAUCUAUUGCCGCUACUUUGACAUGUUGAUGCAAGAGAUCGGAAAUCCUUUUGAGAGUGUUGUGUUUCCCAAAUACACCAUAAUGUGCUUGCGAAGAGAGGGAGCAAGAUUUAUGUCACUUUCGGAAACGUCUAGUGGGCAAUACGAAUACCCAGUACCGAUUACGGAUCGAACACAAUCAGAGCCAACUCAUUUCUUGUCAAUUUGCUUAUCUCCUAUAUACGGGACAGAACCGAAAUGGCUUCAGCUUGCCGAGCUUGUGGAGCAUUACAAGAUCCAGGGAGCAACAUACUUCUACAUAUACUCUAAGUAUAUCGAUGCGUAUAGCCGCAUUUUAUUGGAUGAUUAUGUUCGCACCGGAGAUGCAGAAGUCAUAAUUCUUCAUGAUCAUUCUGAAAGAGAAGAUUAUCGUUGGCAAUUUAUGGAGAUUCAUGAAUGUCUAAAUCGUGCACGAGGACAUUCUAGAUGGGUAGCAUUCGUUGACCUGGAUGAGCGACUGACACCAACAGACUAUUCGGGGACGGGUCUGACUGAUGAUAACAUUGGUGGAAUUCGAUUUCGACAGCGUUGGAUAUUGAAAAACGAGACGCUUCCUGAAAGAUAUGUAGAUGCAAAUCAGGUCUUAAUUAUGUAUGUACACGAUGUAGCUGUGUUUUUCGAAAACUAUACAAUGUAUCGAAUGAAACCCGAAGAAGGAGUUAUAAGGCACUAUCGAGACGUGAAUGCUGGCCAAUGGAGUAAGAAAUGGCUGGGUGGAAUUGAACGAAUGGGCAAUUUUUCAAUGACAGAUUAUCCCGAGAAAUGGGCUAACGAAUUACUAUCGAAGGUGCAAAAACGUAUUCAUUACGUAUACGGACCAAAGAAGUAG